This is a messenger RNA of Etheostoma spectabile (orangethroat darter), 1539 nucleotides long. RefSeq names its product BTB/POZ domain-containing protein 3. Gene Ontology annotation, biological process: cerebral cortex development; neurogenesis; dendrite morphogenesis. Gene Ontology annotation, cellular component: cytosol. NCBI's taxonomy places the organism in Eukaryota, Metazoa, Chordata, Actinopteri, Perciformes, Percidae. The coding region runs from base 119 to 1378 and encodes 419 amino acids. Gene Ontology annotation, molecular function: protein binding. The record is from RefSeq and is a predicted model, not a curated record. The transcript is spliced from 3 exons.
GACUUUUAGCGCCAAUAACAACGACAAAGGCUCCUGACCAAACGGUCAGAAGAUCCUGAUACAAAGAUGUGUUAUUUCAUUAUUUUGUGUGUUCAGAUGUGAGAUUAAAUGGUUGUGGAUGGCGUGUCUUUGCAGGAAUUCAGUCAUGUUCAACAAUGAGAUGAUGGCGGAUGUCCACUUCGUGGUGGGGCCGCCUGGCGGGACGCAGCGAGUACCAGGACACAAGUACGUCCUCGCUGUCGGCAGCUCCGUCUUCCACGCCAUGUUUUAUGGAGAACUGGCCGAGGACCAGGAAGAGAUCCGGAUCCCUGACGUGGAGCCUCCUUCGUUCCUGGCCAUGUUGAAGUACAUCUACUGCGACGAGAUCGACCUGUGCGCCGACACCGUGCUCGCCACGCUCUACGCCGCCAAGAAGUACAUCGUGCCCCACCUGGCCCGGGCGUGCGUCAACUUCCUGGAGACGAGCCUGAGCGCCAAGAACGCCUGCGUCCUGCUGUCGCAGAGCUGCCUGUUCGAGGAGCCCGACCUGACGCAGCGCUGCUGGGAGGUGAUCGACGCCCAGGCGGAGCUCGCCCUGCGCUCCGAGGGAUUCUGCGACAUCGACUCGCAGACGCUGGAGAGCAUCCUGCGCCGCGAGACGCUCAACGCCAAAGAGAUGGUGGUGUUCGAGGCGGCGCUGAGCUGGGCGGAGGCCGAGUGCCAGCGCCGAGACCUGGCGCCGACGAUCGAGAACAAGCGGCUGGCGCUGGGCAAGGCCAUCUACCUGAUCCGCGUCCCCACCAUGCUGCUGGAGGACUUCGCCAACGGGGCGGCGCAGUCCGGCGUGCUCACGCUCAACGAGACCAACGACAUCUUCCUGUGGUACACCGCCGCCAACAAGCCCGAACUCCUGUUCUGCACCAAGCCGCGCAAAGGCCUCGCGCCGCAGCGCUGCCACCGCUUCCAGUCGUGCGCCUACCGCAGCAACCAGUGGCGCUACCGCGGCCGCUGCGACAGCAUCCAGUUCGCCGUGGACAAGCGCGUCUUCAUCGCCGGCUUCGGCCUGUACGGCUCCAGCUGCGGCUCGGCCGAGUACAGCGCCAAGAUCGAGCUGAAGCGCCAGGGCGUGUCGAUGGCGCAGCGGAUCAUCAAGUACUUCUCGGACGGCUCCAGCAGCACGUUCCCCGUGUCCUUCGACUACCCGGUGCAGAUCGAGCCCGACACCUUCUACACCGCCAGCGUGGUGCUGGACGGCAACGAGCUGAGCUACUUCGGCCAGGAGGGCAUGACGGAGGUGCAGUGCGGGAAAGUGACCUUCCAGUUCCAGUGCUCGUCGGACAGCACCAACGGCACCGGCGUGCAGGGGGGCCAGAUCCCCGAACUCAUCUUCUACGCCUGAGAGACGCACGCACCCCCGCAACACAUUCUCACUCCCAACUCGUAAAACACCGACGUUUGGUCAGGUGGCUUUGUUCUUAUACGACGAUAAAGGAGACCUUUAGCGUCAUGUAACACGCUUGGUCGUCUCCUUUAGCGUCAUGUAACACGCUUGGUUGUCUC